Oncorhynchus nerka (sockeye salmon) is the source of this 3464-nucleotide messenger RNA. RefSeq names its product MAP kinase-activated protein kinase 2-like. NCBI's taxonomy places the organism in Eukaryota, Metazoa, Chordata, Actinopteri, Salmoniformes, Salmonidae. The record is from RefSeq and is a predicted model, not a curated record. Gene Ontology annotation, biological process: inflammatory response; peptidyl-serine phosphorylation; vascular endothelial growth factor receptor signaling pathway. The coding region runs from base 736 to 1920 and encodes 394 amino acids. Gene Ontology annotation, cellular component: nucleus; cytoplasm. Gene Ontology annotation, molecular function: ATP binding; calcium/calmodulin-dependent protein kinase activity; calcium-dependent protein serine/threonine kinase activity. The transcript has 10 exons.
AGCCCCUCCUUGUGUGAUGUCGCAUUCACGACAACUUGGGAACUUUUAACUCGGAAAUCCCCAACAUGCGAAUGUCAUGGCAACUGGGAACUCGGACAAAAAACAAGUUACGACUGGGAAAAGUAGUUUUUUAACGGUCAUCCAACUCGGAAAGUCUGGUAUUCCUUGAGCUCCAACUUUCCUACCUAAAGAUCACCGAAGUCACGAUAUUACCUCGUUUUUUUCAGAGAACUCAGUAGUCUUGAACGCACCAUAACUAUUAUCGGAAAGUCGGUGAUUGUGAGUGUGCACUCUGGUGUCUUGAGUUUUUGUGUUUUCUUAAUUUAAGUCCGUUUGUGUUUUAACCUUACGCCGUAACGUGUUGAAAUAUAAUUUCGCAGUUAGUGCCAUAGUUGUUAAUUAACCUACACAAUUUGAAACGGUUUGAAAUCUGUUUGAAUCUACCUGGAAUAGGCGGACGGACCACCGAGAUGGAUUUCAGCUAACGUUAGCUUAGCCUAAAGCAGCUAACUAACCGGGCUAAUUUAUUUAGCCACUUCAACCUGGACUAUAACGUUGUCGUGAACACUAUUUGUUUAUAGCGGACUUGUUUUCAAACUCGCUGUCCUUUUUUUUUGUUGUUGUUGAGGAUCCAACUUCACUUUCGGAGGCCAACUACCUACCUGUAACCCAGGAAGGAGAGACCGACAGAGAGAGAAGGAAAGUGCUGUCAUUGUCUGGUUGAGCUGACCCAAUAUGUUGUCCAACACCGGGACCCAGCCUCUGUUCCCCCCGACCCAGGGCCCAGCUACCCCGGCGGGCCAACCUAACCCGCCCCCUUCGGGUCACCUCUCACAGUUUCAUGUGAAACCGACCCUACAGAUCAAGAAGAACGCAAUAACGGACGAGUACAAAGUGACCAGUCAGGUACUGGGACACGGCAUCAACGGAAGGGUGCUGGAGAUCUUCCACAAGAAAAGCGGAGACAAAUACGCCCUCAAGAUGCUGCAGGACUGUGCGAAGGCUCGGAGGGAGGUGGAUCUUCACUGUAGGGCGUCGCCCUGUUCCACCAUCGUGCGCAUUGUGGACGUCUUUGAAAACCUCUACCAGGGCAGGAAGUGUCUGCUCAUAGUCAUGGAAUGCAUGGAUGGGGGAGAGCUGUUCAGUCGUAUCCAGGACAGAGGGGACCAGGCCUUCACAGAGAGAGAGGCCUCUGAUAUCAUGAAGAGUAUAGGAGAGGCCAUUCAGUUCCUUCAUGCCAUCAACAUCGCUCACAGAGAUGUCAAGCCAGAGAACCUACUGUAUUUAUCUAAGAGGCCUAAUGCGCUGCUGAAACUGACAGACUUUGGUUUUGCUAAAGAGACCACCACACACAACUCACUGGUCACCCCUUGCUACACACCAUACUACGUUGCUCCAGAGGUGUUGGGACCAGAGAAGUAUGAUAAGUCAUGUGACAUGUGGUCGCUAGGUGUCAUCAUGUACAUCCUGUUAUGUGGUUAUCCACCGUUCUACUCUAACCAUGGUCUGGCCAUCUCUCCUGGGAUGAAGAAGAGAAUCAGGAUGGGACAGUAUGAGUUUCCUAGCCCAGAGUGGUCCGACGUAUCAGAGGAGGCCAAGCAGCUCAUCAGAACCCUGCUGAAGACCGAGCCCACGCAGAGGAUGACCAUCACCGAGUUCAUGAACCAUCCAUGGAUCAACUCGAUGGAGGUUCCCCAGAUUCCUCUCCACACCAGGCGAGUUCUGAUCGAGGACAGAGAUGCUUGGGAGGACCUCAGGGAGGAGAUGAAUAGCGCCUUAGCGACCAUGAGAGUGGACUAUGAGCAAGUCAAAAUCAAGACCAUUGAGGAGUCCUCCAAUCCCCUUCUGAUGAAGAGGAGGAAGAAAUUACAGCCCUCAGCCAAUCACAUGGUCCCAGACACACAGAGACCUGCCCUAUGAGACAUAUAUAUAUACACACACACACACACACACACACACACACACAGGGAUACACCCACUCAUACAAGUGUUGUAAAACAGAAGCAAUAAGGGUUAUCGACUCACUGGGGAGUGCAUGGAUUUUCUUAAAGCAUAGAAGUGUAUUUUUCAUGACCAGUUUUAAUGUUUUUAAAAAGCAUUUAUUUUGAUUAAUCAAUGUUUUUUACCUAAUCUGCUACGUUCACCUUUUAAAACAACCAAGAGAUUAUGAGAAGAGAGGAGAGGUACGUAUGAGUCCAUGGGUUUUUCCACAUGACUAAAUCAAUCCAAACAGACUUCCUUGUAUCAGUUAGUGAUAGAUUAACAAACCGUGUGUGUUAUUGAAAUGGCUUGUGGGAAUGUAAACACACACUUACACAUCGAGGUCUGUGACGUCACGGCCCGGCCACGUCCCAUUCAGAGACCUAUGAAGUCUCCCCCCCCGGCCACGUCCCAUUCAGAGACAUAUGAAGUCACGGCCCGGCCACGUCCCAUUCAGAGACAUAUGAAGUCGUCGUCCCCGGCCACGUCCCAUUCAGAGACAUAUGAAGUCGUCGUCCCCGGCCACGUCCCAUUCAGAGACAUAUGAAGUCACGGCCCGGCCACGUCCCAUUCAGAGACCUGUGACGUCACGGCCCGGCCACGUCCCAUUCAGAGACCUGUGACGUCACGGCCCGGCCACGUCCCAUUCAGAGACCUGUGACGUCACGGCCCGGCCACGUCCCAUUCAGAGACCUGUGACGUCACGGCCCGGCCACGUCCCAUUCAGAGACAUAUGAAGUCACGGCCCGGCCACGUCCCAUUCAGAGACAUAUGAAGUCGUCGUCCCCGGCCACGUCCCAUUGAGACAUAUGAAGUCACGGCCCGGCCACGUCCCAUUCAGAGACCUAUGAAGUCUCCCCCCCGGCCACGUCCCAUUCAGAGACCUGUGACGUCACGGCCCGGCCACGUCCCAUUCAGAGACCUGUGACGUCACGGCCCGGCCACGUCCCAUUCAGAGACCUGUGACGUCACGGCCCGGCCACGUCCCAUUCAGAGACCUGUGACGUCACGGCCCGGCCACGUCCCAUUCAGAGACCUGUGACGUCCCCCCCCUGCCACGUCCAAUUCAGAGACAUAUGAAGUCACGCCCGGCCACGUCCCAUUCAGAGACCUGUGUGGUCUACCCCCUGCCACGUCCCAUUCAGAGACCUGUGUAGUCACGUCCCAUUCAGAGACAUAUGAAGUCACGCCCCCGGCCACAUCCCAUUCAGAGACCUAUGAAGUCACGCCCCUGGCCCGUCCCAUUCAGAGACCUAUGAAGUCUCCCCCCCCGGCCACAUCCCAUUCAGAGGCCACAUCCCAUUCAGAGACCUAUGAAGUCACGCCCCGGCCACAUCCCAUUCAGAGACCUAUGAAGUCUCCCCCCGGCCACGUCAAUUCAGAGACCUGUGACGUCACGGCCCGGCCACGUCCCAUUCAGAGACCUGUGACGUCACCCCCGGCCACGUCCCAUUCAGAGACAUAUGAAGUCACGCCCGGCCACG